GGCCCCGGCGUUGGCUCGCGGAACCUUGGACGCGAGUCCUCGGGCUCACCCGGGAGCACCGGAAAGGACUUGUGCGGAGGACUUAGGAGGAGGAAGGGAAGGGAGGAUCUAGGAACCAUGGCUUCUGUGGGUGCUCUUUGCAGUGGUCCGGGAAGGAGAAAGUUUACCUGCUUCCUGACGGCCGCCGUCCGCUGCCCAAACCCAGGAACCCGAGCGGUGCAGUGGAGAAGUUGUUCACAAUAUAAACAGGUAACCAGCAAUGAGGACAUGCCUGUUCCAAUAGAAAAUCCUUAUAAGGAGCCUCUUAAAAAGUGCGUCUUGUGUGGAAAACGUGUAGAUUAUAAGAAUGUACAGCUUUUGUCCCAGUUUAUUUCUCCAUUUACUGGAUGCAUUCAUGGAAGGCACAUAACAGGUCUUUGUGGGAAGAAACAAAGAGAAAUCACAAAAGCUAUUAAGAGAGCACAAAUAAUGGGAUUUAUGCCAGUUACAUACAAGGAUCCUGCAUAUCUCAAAGACCCUAAAAUUUGUAACAUCAAAUAUCGGGAGUAAAUUAUGUAAAGUUAUCAGCAAUAAACUUAUUUUAAAAUAAA
Molecule: messenger RNA, 590 nt
Organism: Myotis daubentonii (Daubenton's bat)
Lineage: Eukaryota; Metazoa; Chordata; Mammalia; Chiroptera; Vespertilionidae
Gene: MRPS18C
Product: mitochondrial ribosomal protein S18C
Biological process (GO): mitochondrial translation
Cellular component (GO): ribosome; mitochondrial small ribosomal subunit
Molecular function (GO): protein binding; small ribosomal subunit rRNA binding; structural constituent of ribosome
Source: RefSeq, a predicted model, not a curated record